Molecule: messenger RNA, 2806 nt
Organism: Etheostoma spectabile (orangethroat darter)
Lineage: Eukaryota; Metazoa; Chordata; Actinopteri; Perciformes; Percidae
Gene: hrh2a
Product: histamine receptor H2a
Exons: 6
Coding region: 827-2044 (405 amino acids)
Biological process (GO): adenylate cyclase-activating adrenergic receptor signaling pathway; positive regulation of MAPK cascade
Cellular component (GO): plasma membrane
Molecular function (GO): G protein-coupled receptor activity
Source: RefSeq, a predicted model, not a curated record
CUCUUUACACACACACACACACACACACACACACACAUAUCAAGCGAGACUUUGGUUCUCUCGGCUCUCAGAGAGCACAGCAGAGCAAGUGUUGGCUGUCUCGGAAGAGGAUAAGCCGCAAUGAGGUGAUAAGUGAGCUGCUCUGGACCACGUCUGGCAAAUGUCCCAAUAUCCAUUACACUGUUAGAAAAUAGACGAGCAAACAUUACCCACCACCCACUGACGCAAACACAGGUGUCCCUACAGCCAUAGAAGAUGCAGUUGAAGCCAAAGAGAUACCAUAGACCACCAAGAAUCAGCCUCAUAGACAGAAAGCUGUUUGACAGCCAUCAGACAUUUCAGCAGCCAGGCAUAGUGCUGAUUUGCAAUUCCCAGUAGCAGCAUUUGUCAAGACACAAAUGUUGUUCAACCAACUUCUUGUAAAACUUCUUUGAUUAAUAUUGUCAUCAAUGUAAAUGGAAAUGCUGGUGUGGUCGAGUCACAGGAAAGCUAUGGUUCACGCCCAUCAAGAACAGCAAACAGUAAAGUACAUUAGCAGCUAAGGCAGAAGAACUAUUUGGAGAGAAAUGGACACAGAGGGAUCACAUGUGGCCAAGCUCUUAAAUCACAUUUGACCAUGGAGACAUUGAGAUUAGAUUGUAUGCACCAUAAUAAAUUGGAGCAUCCAAACACUCUGAGUAAACAUAUGUAAUAGCAUAAUAUGGGAGCGUAUGGCUUCCAAUGUGAAUGUCCUGUUUGCAAAAAAGUGAGACCUCUAAUCUAGUUUAAAACUGAAAAGAAAACACAAUUGUUUGCAUAAAGCUCCAGCAAUGAUGUCAUCAGAUGGAUGAAUGCCUCCAGUGAAGCAACAGUAAUGAUGUUGUCACAAGUGAUGCUGGGUGUUACCCUGUCCCUUCUCAUCCUUCUGACUGUCAGUGGUAAUGUGCUGGUGUGCCUGGCUGUCUGCGCCUCUCGACGCCUCCGCUGCCUCACCAACUGCUUCAUUGUGUCACUGGCGGUGACCGACUUGCUGCUCGGCCUCGUGGUCCUCCCUUUCUCUGCCCUCCUCCAGCUUAACAACGAGUGGCCACUCGGCCCAGCCUUCUGCAACUUCUACAUCUCAAUGGAUGUCAUGCUGUGCACCGCCUCCAUCCUCACCCUCCUGGCCAUCAGCGUUGACCGCUACCUGGCAGUGACCAGGCCUCUGAGAUACGCCUCACUGGUGUUACCAUGGCGAGUUGCUGUGGCCAUGGCCAGUGUUUGGGCAGUGUCUGUGGCCGUGUCUUUCUUGCCCAUCCAAAUGGGAUGGAACACAGUUAAUGGGACAGUGCAGAACCACGGGCCUUCGGCUUCAGAGGGAAAAUGUCGCUUUGAGCUGAACAGACCCUACGUACUGACAGACUCUCUUGUCACUUUUUACCUGCCUCUGGUGGCUAUGUGCUGGACCUACCUCCAAAUACUUCGCAUUGCAAGGGCACAGGCCAAACGAAUUAUCAGUGCCCGGCCCACAUGCAUCACCAGCUACAACUGCAGGAACAAUCCUUCCACCAGUACCACUGUGGUUUCCAGUGUUACAGCAGUGGCUCUGCGGGAGCACAAAGCCACAGUGACACUGGCAGCAGUGAUAGGGGCUUUUGUGGUGUGUUGGCUGCCAUAUUUCAUCCUGUUCACAGUGUUGGGUCUAAAGGAGCAUCCAGAUCCAAGCACAGUACCAGAAUUCCCCAUUGUUUUGUGGCUGGGUUACGCCAACUCGGCCCUCAACCCUAUCCUCUAUGGAGCCCUCAACAGGGACUUCAGGUCAGCCUACUCCCGUCUAGUGAGAUGCCGAUGCCCUACCUACAGUGGGUGGAAGAGCCGACAGCCAUCUCCCACUGUGACAGCAGCCAGAGACCAGUUUACAGAGGUGACACUGUUGUGUGGCCACACCCCUGGCGCCUGCAGGUCAGGUCUAACAGAGCAAAACCUAAUGCUUCGAGAAAUAAACAGCGGGACAGCCACAGCAACUAUCCAAUUUGCAAAUGGCACUGCUGCCACAGAUGUCAAUGGCAAUGAGAGGUCAUGCUGAGCCUGUGCUGGUGAGGUGGGUGAUUUGUUGACUUUUCUGCGGUUGCAACCAAGAAUCAGAAUCCAUCAGUCUAAGAAGAAAGAUGGAUAGAGAUUUACAGUCCCUAUAUUUGGAAGCCUUCAAUGCCGCAGUAGAAGCACCACGUAACAGUUUCUCCAAUAGUCGUGAUGGAAAAUGGAAACUGGAACCUCAGCAACUCCACACCUCAUCAGCAAGAACUAACUGUAUGCACACUGCCGACCUCUACUUGUCCAGGAGCGAACAAAUGAAUAUGCUUCUACGCAGAAAUGAUCUAACAAAAUCCUUCCACUGCAUCGAAACAUCACACAGGGCAACACGUGGCCCUAUUAUGCUCUCAAACUAACUGUGUAUAGUAUUAAAGACAGCUGUUUAACUUGUUGAUCAUCAAUUUCAUAAAAUACAUUUUUUAUUCUGACUCAAGAGUACACUCCAGUGGAAACACAACAUAUCAAAACUUCAACCUGGAUAAAGAAAUUGGAAAUAGAUGUUUGACAAAAUUAGAGAAUGGAGGGGAAAAAGUGAUAAAUAGACUGGAUAAAUGGAGUCUUCAUGUAGACUGUGUUGAAAUGUGUCACAUUAAUGUGUAGCAUGCAAACUAAAUGUAUGUGUCUAUUUUGAGAAUGUAGACUGUCUUUACUGUUGUUCUUUCAGUGGCAAAUGUAUUAUGUAUUGUAUACAUACUGUAAAAGUAAGCUAGGAUUGAAUAAAUGGCAUGUUCUAUUCCUCCAAAAUACAAAAUUA